Molecule: messenger RNA, 1938 nt
Organism: Daphnia magna
Lineage: Eukaryota; Metazoa; Arthropoda; Branchiopoda; Diplostraca; Daphniidae
Product: glycosyltransferase-like domain-containing protein 1
Exons: 10
Coding region: 712-1827 (371 amino acids)
Source: RefSeq, a predicted model, not a curated record
GCGUAGUGUUUUCAAAUAAUGAUACUUCGUGCAGUCGGGAUUCAAUAGGGACAAAAUCAGAUUCGCCCUAGAAUUGUUAUCACAAUUAUCCAAGUAUGCGCCGUGUUAUGGACUUGCUCUGCGACUAAUGGACUUACGUGAAGAAUAUUAACCUAAAAUGUUGGCCCGUGUGGGGCUUAUAUAUUAGUCAUAGUUAGGAUUUUCAGAAAAGACCUGCUCAAUUUUUAUCAACGACUGUUAGUCCGGCCAAAUUAGCUUUUAACCCCAAUCGAAUUGAUACAAAAAAUUUGUUUUGUAGACUUUAUAGACUAGGUAAAAGACCGUGUCCUCCUGAAAAGCUCCCGCAAAAUAAUUAAGUUAAGUGCAUUAAGUUAAAUGUAAAAAAUGGGAUUGUAUUCCCCGAAAAAGGGUACAGUAUCCCUUUUCUGAGAGGGAAAAUAGCCAUAGUGGAGCCUGGGGGAGCAACCAGGGUGUCUAUGAACUAUUUCUAUUUUAGAUUUAUUUAAAAAAUUAAUUUUUUAAAUUUCUAUUUAAAUUUUUUUUUAGUUCUAUGACUCUACUCUGGUUUACAGGAGUGAAUUAUAUUUUUUUAUUUAUUUAUUUUUAAGUUCCAACCCAUGUGAUAAAUUUCGCAACGUUGUAUUUCACGCGUUCAGGGUUUUCUCUUUUGUUGGCGGGUGAUACAGAUAACUACCAUUAUAUCAUUAUAUCAUGGCACGUAUUUUGUUUAUCGAACCUUUUUUUGCUGGUUCACACAAGCAGUUACUGGAUACCUUAAUAAGCGGCAUAGACUUCGAGGAGUUCGGUUAUGAAUUGCUUACUCUUCCUGGUAAAAAAUGGCAUUGGAGGGCCAGAACUAGUGCACUUUACUUUGCUGAAGUGAUUCCUAGAAAACAUGUUUAUGAAGUGUUAUUUGCUAGCUCAGUUUUAAACAUGGCAGAGUUGAUUGCUCUCAGGCCAGAUCUAAUGCCCUGCAGGAAAGUUCUCUACUUCCACGAGAAUCAGUUGAUUUACCCAGUAAGAAAACAACAAGAAAGAGACUUUCAAUAUGGUUAUAAUCAAAUCAUAUCAUGCAUGGUGGCUGAUAACAUUUUCUUCAACACAUUAUUCAACCUUACCUCAUUCUUGGAUUCUAUUCCUUCAUUUUUUAAACUACAGCCAGACUAUAGACCAAAAAAUUUGCAGGAAACAAUCAGGCCAAAAUGCAAAGUUUUAUAUUUCCCUAUCUCAAUUCAAAAAUCUCCGGUUAGUUCUGAAGAAAGAACGACUGAUGACAAUGCAGGUCUUCACAUCGUAUGGCCUCAUAGAUGGGAACAUGACAAGGGCCCUGAAAAAUUUUUCAUGGUUAUUGACGCCCUUAUUGAAAAAGGCUGCAAGUUCCGGCUGUCUGUAUUGGGUGAACAGUUCCAGCAAAUCCCAUUAAUUUUCGAUGAGAAAAAACUGAAAUAUGAAGCGUGCAAUAAUUGUCAAGUAUUGGAUUGGGGAUGGGUAAAUCGCGGUCGCUAUGUGGAAUUACUUUCAUCCGCUCAUGUAGUUGUGUCGACAUCUGAUCAUGAAUUUUAUGGGGUCUCAAUGAUAGAAGCUACAAUCUUGGGUUGCUUUCCAUUGUGUCCUUGGAGAUUGUCUUAUCCGGAAAUCUUCCCUGAAGAAUGCUUAUAUCGAACAGAAAACCAGUUGGUUAAACAACUGAAAUAUUUCUGUAAGAAUCCAAGUGCCUCAAGAAACUUAUCAGUAAAUCUCGACAGAUUCAAGUGGAUGUCACUUAAGUCUCAAUAUGAAGAAGCUCUGUUAAUAAAGAAGGCAGAUGACCAAUGCAGCGCUCACUGAGUUAUUUCAGCUUCGCCGUUUUGCCAGACAUCCUUUUCACAACCCCCUGUGUUUCUGACUUGGUGUACACACUCUACAAUCGUCUCUGCGAAUACAUCAUAAGUAAUUGUC